Molecule: messenger RNA, 2304 nt
Organism: Dictyostelium discoideum AX4
Lineage: Eukaryota; Evosea; Eumycetozoa; Dictyosteliales; Dictyosteliaceae
Product: peptidase S8 and S53 domain-containing protein
Exons: 2
Coding region: 1-2304 (767 amino acids)
Biological process (GO): proteolysis
Molecular function (GO): serine-type endopeptidase activity; serine-type peptidase activity
Source: RefSeq, a predicted model, not a curated record
AUGAAAGUAAUACUUAUUUAUUUCAUUGUUAUUUAUUUAAUCAAUAUUAGUUUUUCAUUAAAACCUUAUCAACAACAACAGCAACUUCACAAUUUCAAUAUCAUUGAAAAUAAUAAUAAUAAUAAUAGAAAUGAAAAAGUUAUAAUUGCCCAUCCAAAAAUUCCACCAUAUUGGUUAAUUGAAAAUGAAAUUUCAAAUCCAAAUGAUUUAAUCUCUUUUAAAAUUUUAUUAAAACAAAAUAAUUUAAAUAAAUUAAAUUAUUUAUUUGAAGAAAUUAGUGAUCCAAAAUCAAAAAUUUAUGGUGAAUUUUUAAGUAUAAAUGAAAUUAAUGAAUUAGUUAAAUCAAGUGAAAGUGAUUUUAAUGUUGUUUUAGAAUAUUUAAAAUCAUUUAAUAUUGGUAAUAUUGAAAAUGGAAGUGAAAUUAAAGUAUUUAGUGAUUAUAUACUUGUUGAAACUACAAUUGAAAAAGUAUCAUCAAUGUUUAAUUCAAAAUUUUCAAAUUAUAAAAAUAAAAAUAAUGGUAAUACAAGAAAUAGAUUAAAUGGUCCAGCCUAUUUACCAAAACAAUUAUUAAAUUCAAUUGAUUUCGUUACUGGUUUAUCAGAAUUUUUUGAAAAUAAUUUUAAAAUUGAAAAUUAUUUAAAUAAUAAUAACAAAAAUAAUGGUGAUAGUGAUAGUGAUAGUGGUAGUGGUAGUGGUAGUGGUAGUAGUAAUAGUUAUAAUGGUGGAUUAGAUGAUAUUUUAAUUACACCAAAAGUUUUAAAAUCAUAUUAUAAUGUACCCAAUGAAUUAAUUGGUAAAUUUGAAAAUAAUAGUAUUGGUGUAAUUGCAUUUAAUGAUUAUUUUUCAAUGGGUGCGUUGGAAUUAUUUGAUGAGAAGUUUAAUAUAACGACUACAAAAGAUAAUUUAAAGAUAAUUGGUAAUGAUUGUUUGGGUAAAGGUUGUGAUCAAUAUGAAAGUGAUUUAGAUAUUCAAUAUAUUAGGUCAAUGGGUGAGAAUAUUUCAACAGAUUUCAUAUCAUUCAAUGAUGCACAAUGGAUAUUAGAUUAUCUUCAUAGUGUAUUGCUAAUGGAGAAACCACCAUUAGUACAAUCUAUAAGUUAUGGUUGGGCUGAGCUUUUACAAUGUGAUGUUUCAAAUGGGUGUUCAACAUUUGGUUAUGAUUCAAAACAGUAUGUAGAUAGAACAAAUUCAGAAUUUCAAAAAUUGGCCUUAUUAGGUAUAUCAGUUUUAGUAUCAAGUGGUGAUGAUGGUGCACCUUCAAUGGGUGGAUCAUCUGGUAAUUGUCCAAUUGAUGGUACUGUUUAUUGUCCAACUGGUGGUUGUAAUCAUACAAAAACAAUGUGUCCAGAAUUUACAAUUUAUAAUUUAAAUGGUGGUAGUGAUAGUGGUGGUAGUAGUGAUUCAUAUUGUUUCUUUCCAAUGGGUAUUGCAAGUAGUGGUUGUACUAAUAUAUUAGGUGAUCCAAGUGUACUUGAUAGUGGUAUGAAAAUAUUCUCAGAGAAAAAUAAACAAUGUAAUUUAGCAAUUGAAUAUGAUAGAACUAAUUUACCACAUGUUUAUUCUGAAUGUGAAUGUAAAGAUUUGGUGAAUGUGACAUUUAGAAAUUAUCAUUUCACUCAAUAUCAAUUCAAUGAGAAUAAUGGUGCAUUAUUUGUAGCUGAGUAUCCAAGUUCAAGCCCAUUUGUUACAAGUGUUGGUGCAACUCAAUUCUUAUCAAGGGAUGAGAAAAUUACAACAGAAGUUGGUUGUACAAUUUUACAAGGUGCUAAAAUUACAACUGGUGGUGGAUUUAGUUCAUUCCAAAGUCAACCUAAGUAUCAGCAAUAUGCAAUUUCGCAGUUUUUCAACACCUCUUUCAAUUCACUACCACCUUCAUUUUCAUACUGUCCAACCAAUAGAGGUGUGCCUGAUAUUUCAAUGGUUGGUCAUAAUUAUAAAAUUUAUUCAAGUGAUGGUAAUAAUAAAGAUUUCAAUCAAUGUCCUUGUAAAAGUUUACCAGUUGAUGGUACCUCAUGCUCAAGUCCAACAUUAGCUGGUUUAAUUGGUUUAAUUAAUGAUCAAUUACUUUUAAAUGGUAAAACUCAAUUAGGUUUCUUAAAUCCAUUAUUAUAUCAAAUGGCAAUUGAUGAACCAAGAAUUUUCAAUGAUAUCACUGGUGAUUCAAGUAAUCGUUGUAGUAGAUCAUAUUGUUGUCUUUAUGGUUGGUCAACAAGUUCAAAUACUUGGGAUCCUGUAACUGGUUUAGGUUCAAUUGAUUUCAAUUUAUUUUUAUCUUAUGUUUUAAAAUUAAAAGGUAUUUAA